AUGGCAGACCCGGCGGAGUGCACUAUUAAGGUGAUGUGUCGCUUUAGGCCACUAAACAACUCAGAAGUGGCCCGGGGAGACAAGUACAUCCCCAAAUUUGUGGGGGAGGACUGUGUGCAAAUAGCGGGUAAACCAUACUAUUUUGAUCGUGUGUUCCAGUCUAACACAACUCAGGUGCAGUUCUACAACGCUGUAGCUCAGAAGAUAGUCAAAGAUGUGCUGGAAGGAUACAAUGGAACUAUUUUUGCUUACGGGCAGACAUCAUCUGGCAAAACACACACAAUGGAGGGGAAGCUUCAUGACCCUGAAAUGAUGGGGAUCAUUCCUAGAAUUGUCCAAGACAUCUUUAACUACAUCUAUUCCAUGGAUGAGAAUCUGGAGUUUCAUAUCAAAGUUUCAUAUUUUGAAAUCUAUUUGGACAAAAUUAGAGACUUGUUGGAUGUAUCAAAGACCAACCUUUCUGUACACGAGGACAAACACAGAGUGCCUUUUGUCAAGGGGUGUACCGAGCGUUUUGUGUGCAGCCCUGAGGAGGUCAUGGACGCCAUAGACGAAGGCAAAAGCAACAGACAUGUGGCUGUCACAAACAUGAAUGAGCACAGCUCCAGGAGUCACAGCAUCUUCCUCAUCAACAUCAAGCAGGAAAACACACAGACUGAGCAGAAACUCACUGGCAAGCUGUACCUCGUCGAUCUAGCUGGCAGUGAAAAGGUGGGUAAAACUGGAGCAGAGGGCACAGUUCUGGAUGAAGCAAAGAUGAUCAACAAGUCCUUGUCGUCAUUGGGUAACGUGAUCUCAGCUCUGGCGGAGGGCUCGAGCUACGUGCCAUACAGAGACAGUAAAAUGACGAGGAUCCUUCAGGACUCCCUGGGAGGGAACUGUCGGACCACCAUGGUCAUCUGCUGCUCACCUUCCUCUUUCAAUGAUUCAGAGACCAGGUCUACAUUGCUGUUUGGACAGAGAGCAAAGACCAUCAAGAACACAGUGUGUCUGAAUGUGGAACUGACUGCGGAGCAGUGGAAGAACAAGUGGGAAAAAGAGAAGGAAAAAAACAAGUCACUGAGAAACACCAUCACUUGGCUGGAGAAUGAGCUCAACCGAUGGAGGAGUGGAGAGAAUGUUCCAGUGGAGGAGCAGUUUGACAAAGAAAAGGCUAAAGCUGAGGUGCUGGCUCUGGACAGCACCCUUAACAAUGAAAAGACGGCGCCCAACACACCUCUCAGCACCAUGACUGGAGUCAAUCUGAAAUAUACAGAGAAGGAGCACUAUGAGACAGAAAUGGCCAAACUCUACAAAGAAAUGGAUGACAAGGACGAUGAGAUUAAUCAGCAAUAUCAGCUAGUCGAGAAGUUAAAGCAACAGAUGCUGGACCAGGAGGAGCUAUUAUCCUCCUCUUGCCAUGACCAUAACACCCUACAGACAGAGCUGAACAGGAUGCUUGCUGAGAACGAAGCCUCCAAGGAGGAGGUGAAGGAGGUGCUGCAGGCUUUGGAGGAGCUGGCUGUCAACUACGACCAGAAAAGUCAGGAAGUUGAGGACAAAACAAAAGAGUUUGAGGCUCUCAGCGAGGAACUGAACCAAAAGUCUAGCUGUUUGGCCUCCAUUGACUCUGAGCUUCAGAAGCUGAAAGAGAUAACCAACCACCAGAAAAAACGGGUCACUGAAAUGAUGUCAUCCUUACUUAAAGAUCUGGCUGAGAUCAGCGUUGUGGUGGGAAGCAAUGACCUCAAGCAUCAAGAGAGCAGUGGUCUUAUUGAUGAAGAGUUCACUGCAGCCCGGCUCUACAUUAGCAAGAUGAAGUCUGUGGUAAAGACCAUGGUGAAGCGUAGCAAGCAGCUGGAGAGCACCCAGUCUGAGAGAAGCCAGAGGCUGGAUGAGACUGAAAAAGAGCUGACUGCCUGCCAGCUUUGCAUUUCUCAGUAUGAAGCUAAAAUCAAGUCCCUGACAGACUGCCUGCAGAAUGUGGAGCAGAAGAAAAGACAGUUGGAGGAAAAUGUGGACCUUCUAAAUGAAGAAAUAGUCCGGAUCAAAGCUCAAGAAAAAGUCAACACCAUGGAGAAGGAGAAUGAGAUCCAGUCUGCUAAUGAAGUGAAGGAGGCGGUGGAGAAGCAGAUCCAGACUCACAGAGAGGCCCAUCAGAAGCAGAUCAGUAGUCUGAGAGACGAGCUGGAAAACAAAGAAAAGGUUGUCACUGAGCUGCAAGAUUUGAGCCAGAAGGUCAUGCUGGAGCAGGAGAGGCUAAGAGUGGAGCAUGAGAAGCUGAAGGCUGCUGACCAGGAGAAGAGCCGCCAGCUGCAAGAGCUCACAGUGCUGCAGGACAGACGGGAACAGGCCAAGCAGGACUUGAAAGGACUGGAGGAGACUGUGGCUCGAGAGCUGCAGACCCUGCAUAAUUUGAGGGGACUUUUUGUUCAAGAUUUAGCCACUCGAGUCAAAAAGCAUGAUACAGAAUGA
This is a messenger RNA of Nematolebias whitei (Rio pearlfish), 2454 nucleotides long. RefSeq names its product kinesin-1 heavy chain-like. The transcript has 23 exons. Gene Ontology annotation, molecular function: microtubule motor activity; microtubule binding; ATP binding. The coding region runs from base 1 to 2454 and encodes 817 amino acids. Gene Ontology annotation, biological process: microtubule-based movement. The record is from RefSeq and is a predicted model, not a curated record. NCBI's taxonomy places the organism in Eukaryota, Metazoa, Chordata, Actinopteri, Cyprinodontiformes, Rivulidae.